UUAAAUCACCCUCAGACAGCUCCACAGUCCACUACAGAAAGCCACAGGUUGCUCUCAGACUGGAGCGCAGCACAGGUGUGACUGCAUCUGAGCGAGGAUACUUUCUCUACCUGUUAAUCAUCAGCCUGGCACACAUUAAUUUCAGUGGUUAAUCUCAGACAUUUGCCUGACGCUUGGCUCUCUGCCUUUAUCUGCUUGUGCAUCUGUGGCAGCUCCACUUUAGGAGCACUUUUGGACCUUCUGAAUCAGACCUGAUCAGUUACAGAGUGGCACGUUUUAUGCGUGCGUCUGCAAAAAAGGCGGAGAAAUGAAUUUUGAUGAAAUUCUCUGUCUUACUGGGGGCUUUGGGAAGUUCCAGAAGAUCUUGUAUGUAUGGAUCUGUGUACCUCAGAUCUUUCUGGCAUUUCACAUGCUGGUCUCUGUCUUCACUGGGGCUGUUCCUCCACAUUCAUGCCGCUCCACGUGGCCCUCAGAGGGCACUGAGGCCUCUUUGAAUUUCAGCCUCAGCCGUCUGUCCAGCCCUGAUGACCUACUGUCCUGCACCACCCCCUUGAACCACAGCGGUACUGUAGCUCUUAGUGAUGGACACCCUACGGGGAGCUGCCAGGGGGGCUGGGAGUACAGCACAGAGACCUUCCAAAGCACCAUAGUAACUGAGUGGGACCUGGUUUGUGAUCGUGCCAACCUGAACAACAUGGGCUCUGCCUUCUACAUGUUUGGCCUCCUAGUUGGAGCUGUUGUGUUUGGGAGCUUAGCUGAUAAGUACGGUCGGAGAAUCAUCAUCCUCAUCGGCCUGACAAUCCAGGCAGUGUUUGGGGUUGGUGCUGCUUUCGCCCCUAAUUUCUACAUCUACACCGCUCUUCGCUUUAUGGUUGGAACAUCCAUCUCUGGUGUCAUCAUGAAUGCCUUUGUCCUCGGCACAGAAUGGACGGGAACGAAGCAGCGGAUGUUGGCUGGUAUAAUCACCGACUACUUCUUUGGCGUUGGCUACAUUCUGCUGGCUGGAGUGGCGUACCUCAUAAGAGACUGGCGCAAACUGCAGCUGGCUAUAUCAGCACCUGGUUUCCUCUUCAUCUUCUACAUCUGGGUGUUGCCAAAGUCCGCUCGCUGGUUAAUGGCCAAUGACAGGAAAGAGGAGGCAUGGGAACUGAUCCGGAAAGCAGCGCAGAUGAAUGGGAAGCCCCUCACCAAAGACUUGGAGAUGUGUCAGGUCUACAAAACUGAAGAGAAAACAGAGGUGAAGAAAAAACACUCACUGAUAGACCUUGUUCGAACCCCAAAAAUGAGGAGGCAGUCUCUGAUUGUUUUUUAUCUCUGGUUUGCCAACGUGCUCGUGUACUACGGCCUGUCUCUCAACAUUUCUGACUUUGGAAUGAACAUCUAUCUGACCCAGAUGAUCUUUGGUCUGGUGGAGAUGCCUGCACGCACCAUCACCCUGUUCACCCUCAACCGCUCCCGUAAGAUCUCCCAGCUGGCUUUCCUGGCUGUGGGUGGCACAGCCUGCCUGCUGACCAUCUUCAUCCCCAGCGACAUGUCUGUCAUUAAAACUGUGCUGGCCAUAAUCGGGAAGUUCGGGAUCACGGCCUCUCUGUCCAUUAUUUACGUCUACUCGGCUGAGGUGUUCCCCACUGUUAUCAGACAAAACGGGAUCGGUAUAGGCUCCAUGUGUGCUCGGAUUGGAGGGGUCCUGGCUCCCAUGAUGUACCUCCUGAGAAGCAUCAGUCCACAAACUCCCAUGGUUGUGUGUGGCCUGUGCCCUCUGCUGGGCUCCGCCCUCACCCUGCUGCUACCUGAGACAGCCAGCAAGCCCCUGCCUGACACCAUUGAAGAUGUGGAGGGAUCCAACCACAGUGAGGAGGCCGGCCGUGUCAUCGAGGCUCCUCUGAGGAAAACAGAUGUCGUCUGCAGCACCAGGACAGACUGACGGACGACAGCGCCGCUGUGAGCUGCUGCAUUUCAUGAGGCAGUCAGUAUUUUUCAGGACUGUUCCAGAGGCAAACGUGUCCGCUUCCAGUGGAAGACAAGAUUAGACUUUGUUUUUAUGGGUCUUUGCAAGAUACCAAAAUUCUGAACGCUUAUUCAACAGUUGAAGUACUUUAACUCUUUUUCACUAUUUUUGUACAAGUUUGUUUUUAUACGCCGUAUUUACUUUUGUUCCAGUGUGUUAAAUAUCAGCUGCUUAUAUUUUUUUGUCAGUGGAAUAAAUAACUCAUUUUGAAUGUUACGUAAUGUUAAAAAUGAAACAUACUCCAUCUCUUAAUGUGCAUAAAAGUGCAAAUGACAAGGUGUGGCUUAUGCAUUUCACACCCAUGACACAGUUUUCUAUUCUCAAUAUAGAAAAAUAUAGAAACUGGUACCAGACUUAAAGAAAGCACAAAUUAGAAGAGACAGCUUUGUCCUCUCUCAGCUGUCAGAGCACCUAAUAGCUGCAGUAGUUCACAGGGAGGGAAAUGUGUUGGUUAUAAGGCUAAAAGACGGUAAAAGUCUCCAUAGAGCUAAGUGGUGGGUGAAAUUAUUUGUGAGUACAAUUUCACAAGCAACAAGUAUUUCACAUGUACAUAUUUACACAUUUAUUUCAAACAUUGUUAAAGCAACUUGCAAGAGUUAGUAUUUUUGGCAAUUUGGUGCCCGUACAGUGAAAUUCACUUUUAUACCACUGCCAUACCAAGAUGAUUUACGGCGGCUCUGACCAGAGCUCUGCUCUCGAUCAUUUUUUUAUGCAAGUAUUUUCUGGUUUUCCCUCUGGCGUCCUCUGGCUGUUCUGCCUCACCUCUUUGUGAUCUAACAGAGUUUCCUGAUUGACAAAGAGCUCUCCACCAACCAGGUCAUGUUAUGGGUCCAAUUUGUAUAUAGAUAUAAAAACCUACUGGCCCGGUUUUUUAUGUUGGUGGAAGGGUGUAGAACCCAUUCAAUUUUGGAGUGGAUCCAAGUCAUGCGGUGUACACAAGAUUAUUUUUCACUUCUGUUAACAUUGUGAGAUCAUUUUCGCCUUGGUGGAAUCAAAGUAUAUCUUAAAAUCCAGUGGAUGGAAGUAAAGUUCAACAGGUAUGAUACCUGUUCAGCCCGAGUUACAUCGUGCUAAACAGGCGUCUGCAGAGUGGAAAUUUCAGACAAUAGUGUUCUUCUAACUUCGUGUUUGUCCCUUUCCUGUUUCAACAUGGCAAUGCCCCUGAACACAAAGACAGCUCGUAUGCAAGCACACUCCUCUAUACAAUCUGUCCAAGACGUACCCAAAACACAACACUAUUCUGUUGGGAUGUUUGUCCCGUUAAUCUCUGCAAACACACAGCCUGGCCAGCCAUGGGGUACUAUCACUGAUUUGUAUAUGUUUUUGUAUAUUUUUACUUGUAUAUCUCUUUCAUGUAACAUCUAUAAGCAUAGAUCCUGCUUCGUAUCUGCCGAACAUUACUGAUUCAGGAUGAGGGUUUGGUGAUGUCUGUUCUGUGAAUCUGUGAUGGCUGUGGGCUCUGACUCUGCUGAGUGACAGCAUCUUCUGUCAGCAGCCAGUGAAAGUCCCGGUACCUGUGUUAUCAGAACUAUAUAUACAACUAUAUAUGGAACUAUAUAUACAGAAUUAUAUGUAAACCCUGUACUUUGUGUUUUGUCAAUUUUGGAGUCUGAUGAGUUGGAACAGACGCAAGUAUUUGAAAGUCACUCAUUGAUGCUGACGCAGGGAAUCUCUGCUUUCUGCUACUGUGAUGACGACACAAGUCCAUGGUCCACGUCCUCACAGAAUGUGAAGUGCACAGUAUGUUGAACUUAAACUGCACUCAGGUUGAUCAGCAUUCAGUUUAAGCAGCAUGUUUACAGUGAAAACCAAGAGCGGGACCUGUCUUUAAGACUCGCUGGUCCACAGUGAGCAUUACACCUUUUGUGACAGCUCAUCAACAAAUACUUGAAACGCCAUAAAAACAUUUCAUUGUUUGGCUUCGCUCUUACUUGUUUCUUUUUGAGGUUAUUGGUGUAAAUGAAAUUAUUGUGGUGAUGCAUCUAAGUUUAUAUAGAGAAUCAAAGUCUGCGACUCAAGUUGUUAAU
Molecule: messenger RNA, 4035 nt
Organism: Chelmon rostratus (copperband butterflyfish)
Lineage: Eukaryota; Metazoa; Chordata; Actinopteri; Chaetodontiformes; Chaetodontidae
Exons: 10
Coding region: 308-1924 (538 amino acids)
Biological process (GO): transmembrane transport
Cellular component (GO): membrane
Molecular function (GO): transmembrane transporter activity
Source: RefSeq, a predicted model, not a curated record